Rhinopithecus roxellana (golden snub-nosed monkey) is the source of this 919-nucleotide messenger RNA. RefSeq names its product cysteine and glycine rich protein 2 (gene CSRP2). Bases 101 to 682 code for a protein of 193 amino acids. The transcript has 6 exons. The record is from RefSeq and is a predicted model, not a curated record. Gene Ontology annotation, molecular function: structural constituent of muscle; actinin binding. Gene Ontology annotation, biological process: sarcomere organization; muscle tissue development. Gene Ontology annotation, cellular component: Z disc; cytoplasm; nucleus. Lineage: Eukaryota; Metazoa; Chordata; Mammalia; Primates; Cercopithecidae.
CGGCGCGCGCUUCGCCUGGGAUCUGGGACUCCGUGGACCGUACCUCCAGCUCAGGCUCGCUAGCUCCGCCUGCGGUACGUGCUCCCGCCUCCGACUCAAAAUGCCUGUCUGGGGAGGUGGAAACAAGUGUGGGGCCUGCGGGAGGACCGUGUACCACGCAGAAGAGGUGCAGUGUGAUGGCAGGAGCUUCCACCGCUGCUGCUUUCUCUGCAUGGUUUGCAGGAAAAAUUUAGAUAGCACAACAGUGGCAAUUCACGAUGAAGAGAUCUACUGCAAAUCCUGCUACGGAAAGAAAUAUGGGCCAAAAGGCUACGGUUACGGCCAGGGCGCUGGCACGCUUAACAUGGACCGUGGCGAGAGGCUGGGCAUCAAGCCAGAGAGUGUUCAGCCUCACAGGCCUACAACAAAUCCAAACACUUCUAAAUUUGCUCAGAAAUAUGGAGGUGCCGAGAAGUGUUCCAGAUGCGGGGAUUCUGUAUAUGCUGCCGAGAAGAUAAUUGGAGCUGGAAAGCCUUGGCACAAAAACUGUUUCCGGUGUGCAAAGUGUGGGAAGAGUCUUGAAUCAACAACUCUGACUGAAAAAGAAGGUGAAAUCUAUUGUAAAGGAUGCUAUGCAAAGAACUUUGGGCCCAAGGGAUUUGGCUAUGGCCAAGGAGCAGGGGCUCUUGUUCAUGCCCAGUAAGGUGUAAACCCUGAACUAAACAUCACACACUGAGAAUCUCUUCAUAACCUAGGCACAGAUAAUCUUUAACACUAAACUACUGUGAAAUUCUACCAGCAUUAAGUACUGUAUAUUGCCCUGUACUUGGAUAGGCUGGCUAACUUGUAGGAAGAGAGCACUGUAUCGAAUCCUUUUGCUUUAUUCACCAGCAUUUUGGGGGAACAUUUCUUUUACAUUUUAAAUAAAACUUCAGCUUGA